AUGUUGUCAGGCAUCCUCAUCUUCAACCAAAAGGGCGAGAAUCUGAUUUUUCGGGCGUUCCGGAACGACUGCCGCCCGCGCCUCGCCGAUGUGUUCCGCAUCCAGGUCAUCAGUAACGCCCAGGUGCGCUCGCCCAUCCUGACGCUCGGCAGCACCACCUUCAGCCAUGUCAAGCACGAAAACAUCUACCUGGUGGCCAUCACCAAGAGCAACGCCAAUGCCGCCCUCGUCUUUGAGUUUCUCUAUCGCCUGAUCCAGCUCGGCCGCGGCUACUUUGGCAAGUUCGACGAGGAAGCUGUUAAGAACAACUUUGUCCUUGUCUACGAGCUCCUGGAUGAGAUUAUCGACUUUGGCUACCCGCAGAACACCGAGACGGACACGCUCAAGAUGUACAUCACGACCGAGGGCGUCAAGUCUGAGCGCGCCGUCGAAGAGUCGGCCAAGAUCACAAUGCAAGCGACAGGCGCCCUGUCAUGGCGGAAGGCCGAUGUCAAGUACCGCAAGAACGAGGCCUUUGUCGAUGUCAUCGAGGACGUGAACCUGCUCAUGAGCGCCACGGGUGCCGUUCUGCGCGCCGAUGUCACCGGCCAGAUCAUCAUGCGCGCCUACCUCAGCGGCACCCCCGAGUGCAAAUUCGGCCUGAACGACCGCCUCCUGCUCGAUAACGACGGGCUUCUGAGCCUUCCCAGCGGCAACAGGAUGGGCAGCAAGGCGACCAAGGCGGCCGCCGGCAGCGUCACGCUCGAGGACUGCCAGUUCCACCAGUGCGUGAAGCUCGGCAAAUUCGAUACCGACCGCAUCAUCAGUUUCGUGCCUCCAGACGGCGAGUUCGAGUUGAUGCGCUACCGCGCCACCGAGAACGUCAACCUGCCCUUCAAGGUGCACGCCAUCGUCAAUGAGGUCGGCAAGACAAAGGUCGAGUACAGCAUCGGCGUGCGCGCCAACUUCGGCUCGAAGCUCUUCGCCACCAACGUUGUCGUCCGCAUCCCCACGCCGCUCAACACUGCUAGGAUCACGGAGCGCUGCACUCAGGGCAAGGCCAAGUAUGAGCCGUCCGAGAACAACAUUGUGUGGAAGAUUGGCCGCUUCACCGGCCAGAGCGAAUAUGUCUUGAGCGCAGAGGCCGAGCUGACGGCCAUGACGAACAAAAAGGCCUGGAGCCGCCCGCCGCUGAGCUUGAACUUCAGUUUGCUCAUGUUCACCAGCUCGGGCCUACUGGUCAGGUAUCUCAAGGUCUUUGAGAAGAGCAAUUACUCGAGCGUCAAGUGGGUGCGCUACAUGACGAGGGCGGGGAGUUACGAGAUUAGGUUUGUCAUUUCACAGUUCUGCCACCAACUCCUCCGCCUUCCGCCGGCUAACCCGGAAACCAGGUUCUGA
Parathielavia appendiculata is the source of this 1377-nucleotide messenger RNA. RefSeq names its product clathrin adaptor, mu subunit. Gene Ontology annotation, biological process: clathrin-dependent endocytosis; intracellular protein transport. Gene Ontology annotation, molecular function: clathrin-cargo adaptor activity. The transcript is spliced from 2 exons. The record is from RefSeq and is a predicted model, not a curated record. Gene Ontology annotation, cellular component: cytoplasmic vesicle; AP-2 adaptor complex. Lineage: Eukaryota; Fungi; Ascomycota; Sordariomycetes; Sordariales; Chaetomiaceae. The coding region runs from base 1 to 1377 and encodes 458 amino acids.